AUGUUCAUAGUCGAAAUUUAUUUUCUUUUUUUUCUACCAUUAUCAGUUGAUAGUCAACGAUAUUAUGCAUUUGUUGAAACUUUAUUUGUUAUUGAUCGAAAUUAUUUUCCAGCAUUAUCAGAAAUAUCUUAUGAUGAUUAUAUACGUACAAUUGUUGAUACAACAAAUAUUGUAUUUCAAUCACAAAAUGAUAUUGAUAUUAAAAUAGAAAUAAUCAUUUCAAAUAUAGUUUAUUUAAAUAUUGUUCAACCAAAAUCAUUAGAACCAUAUGCAUACGAAUCUAUUCUUAGACAAUCCGUAUCUGAUUAUGAUAGGUAUGAUUCAAUUGUAUUGCUUUGGUAUCAACCUUGGGAAGGACCACAAGGUGCUCAAGGUUAUGCUAUAUUAAAAGGAGCUUGUCAUCCAAGUUAUAAAAUCAUGUAUGUACUUCCAUAUCAAAAUGCAGCAUUUUAUCUUGCUCAUGAAUUUGGUCAUCAACUUGGACUUAAUCAUCAAGUUGAUACUGCAUGUUUUACAACAUCUUAUAUGUCAGUUAUGACAAAAUCACAUACAGCUUCAUAUGAACAAGCGCGUUGGACAAAAUGUGAAAAUAAUUGGAUUAAUGAAAAUAUUUGUCUAUUCGAAUGUCUAUUUAAUAAACCAGAUAAUUAUCAACCAAUUAAAAACAAAUAUUCAACAUUGCCUGGAAAACGUAUGAAUAAUGAUCAACAAGCAAAAAUGAUUGAACCUAAUCUACAAAGUCUAGGAGAAGUUUCAUCUUUUACAUUCAUGCCAUCUGAUGUAGCUAGUCGUUGUUUAUAUUUACGUUAUUAUAUCGGAGGAUCGAAUGGUGAAUAUAAAUAUGCUUAUAGUCCGAUGUUACCAGGUUCAGAAUGUGGUGAAAAUUUAAUAUGUUAUCUUGAUAAAUGUGUUUCAAAGAAUGAUAUUGAUCCAUCAUUAUUUAAUAAUGAUUUUGAUACUGAAAUACUUUAUUUAAAUACACAUUGUAGUUCUGGUAAUAAUCCUAAAGAAUUAGCAGCUCAUAAUCAUGAUUUACAUCAUGGUAUUGAAUGUAUUGAUUGGGAAAAUGAUUUUCUAUGUGAACCAUCACAAAGAUGUCCAAAAGUUGAUGAUUCAAGUACACUUGAUCUUUAUAUAAAACAUGUAUGUUGUGCAAAAUGUUCACCAAAAGUUGAUGGAUAUGAUCUUGCAUAUAGUGGAGAUAUACAAGGUGGUGCAUUAGGAGGCUUUUCAAGUUAUGAAAGCACAUCUACAGCAGGACUUGGAGCUGGAGCUGGUGAAGUAGUUCUAGGCAAUAGUGGUGGAUAUUAUUCAUCAUCAUCAUCCCUUGGUGGUCUCGGUCUGCAAGGCGCUUCUGGUGCAUUAUUGACCAGUGGUGAUGCUAGUGGUGGAUAUUACUCAUCAUCAGCAUCAUCUAUUGGUGGUGGUGCUUAUGAUUUUGGUGGUUUCGAACAACAAGCAGCUUCUGGAGCAACACAUUAUGCAGCAGAUGCUCAAGGUCUCUAUCAAGAUCCUAAUCCUCAAAUUAUUCGUCGACCAGCACCAGGUGGUGCACAAACAUAUACUCAACGAGUUUUAGUUAGAUUUUUACAACCACCACAAGUUCCUCCACCAGGUCCUCUUAUUAUUAAAGAAGUUCGUCCACCUCAACCACCACCACCACCACCACUUUACAUUCGACAACGUCCACCUCCAGCACCAAUAUUGCCACCUAUUGUUAUUCGUGAAGCUCCACCUAAAAUGCCACCACCAGUAGCCACACAAGUGAUUACUAAGCUGCUUCCAGCAAUGCCUGUACCACCUCGUUCGGUCAUUAUCGAACGUUUACCACCUCUUCCUCCUAAACCACGUGAUAUUAUUGUCGAACGUUGGUUACCAUAUCGAGUUCAACAAAAACGUCGUGUCAUUAUUCAACGAGCUCCACCUCCAGUAAUCCCAAAACCACGUAACAUCAUCAUUUAUUAUGAACCACCUAAGGCUCAAGUUGUUCGUCGAUUUAUCAAUAUGGGUGUUGAACGUGCUAAUCCAGCUGAAUACGUCGCACGUUAUGGAACUCAACUAGAAGAUGCUCACUCACUUAUUACACAUGCUCGACAAGCUGGUGUUGUUGAAGACAUUACACCACCAGGUGGCGCACUAUCUAGCUUUCAAUCAGCUGGCUACGGAAGCUAUCAAUCAAGUGGUCUUGGUGCUGGUGCUGGUGCUGCUGCAUACAAUGUUAGUGGUGGCCUUUCGGCAGUAGGAGGUGCUGGCUAUGAAAUUGCCGGUGGUCUUUCGACACUCGGAGGUGCUGGUUAUAGUUUAGGUGGUAGUGCUGGCUAUGGUGUACUUGGUAGCACUGGCGGCUACAGUAGCAGUUUUGAAUCCUCAACUGGUGAUUUGGGUCUUUCGGGUUAUGGAACUGGUCUUGGCGGCGGCAGUAGUAGUUAUGAAACAUAUUCAUCUGAACAAAUAUACGGUUAA
This is a messenger RNA of Rotaria sp. Silwood2, 2463 nucleotides long. NCBI's taxonomy places the organism in Eukaryota, Metazoa, Rotifera, Eurotatoria, Philodinida, Philodinidae. The record is from the annotation of a GenBank genome assembly.